Messenger RNA from Ziziphus jujuba (common jujube), 369 nucleotides. RefSeq lists its product as uncharacterized. Bases 1 to 369 code for a protein of 122 amino acids. The record is from RefSeq and is a predicted model, not a curated record. The transcript is spliced from 2 exons. Lineage: Eukaryota; Viridiplantae; Streptophyta; Magnoliopsida; Rosales; Rhamnaceae.
AUGUAUCUUCAAGGGCUGGUUUUUGAAGGUGGUGGGGAGAAGAAAGGGAUAUUGGAUGGGAUUGUUGGGAUGGAAGGAAUGUUGGGAAGCGAAGUUGCCGGCAGGGGCGGGAAGCUCGGCUUCGGGAGAUUGGGGAUGCUUGGGAUGCUUGGAAGCGGAGGCAGAGUGCCUGGUUUAGGCAGAGAUGGCUGUGUCGUUGGCAGCGUGGGCAAAGGAGGAGGUGGGGAUAGGAAAGGGAUGGAUGGGAUUGUGGGGAUGGAGGGAAUAUUUGGAAGUGAUGUCGCCGGAAGAGGAGGAAAGCUCAGCUUCGGGACGGCGGGGAUGGUUGGGAAGCUUGGAAGAGGAGGCAAAGUUGGCUUAGGCAGCUGA